Molecule: messenger RNA, 3678 nt
Organism: Talaromyces atroroseus
Lineage: Eukaryota; Fungi; Ascomycota; Eurotiomycetes; Eurotiales; Trichocomaceae
Exons: 3
Coding region: 1-3678 (1225 amino acids)
Biological process (GO): protein import into peroxisome matrix
Cellular component (GO): cytosol; peroxisome; peroxisomal membrane
Molecular function (GO): ATP hydrolysis activity; ATP binding
Source: RefSeq, a predicted model, not a curated record
AUGGCUCCCAGCAGAAAGGCUGCCACCACCGCCGAAGUAGCUUUGGUGCCCAUCAAGUCGUGUCUCGUGAAUUUGCCAACUCCGGUAGUUUCAUUGCUGGUUAACGCUAAUGCAGCCGCUCAAAAUGUCAUCGUGGAAUUGCAGUAUAGGUCGUCGAAUUCGCAGUCUGCCGCCCAGCGGUCGUCAUACCUAGGAUGGACGGGAAUGCCUAGUAAGCGGAAGCUGGCGCCUGUGGUCAGUAGAGAUGGUAUCAAUUCCAACUCAUCAGCUAGGGAGCAAGAGAUUCCAAUUAUCGAAAUUGACACCACCUUUGGAAGGGUUUUGGGAUUGAAUGAGGGUCAAAAAGUUGGACUAUAUCUCCAUCUUGAUAACCCAAUUGCGCAAACUGUGAAUAUUGAGCCACUGACACCGGCCGAUUGGGAAAGCUUGCCAGUCAUCGAACUACACGCUUCGUUCCUUGAAUUAAACUUGCUGCACCAAAUCCGCGCUCUACCGAAUCCCGGCUACACAACUCCAGGUUCGGUACCCACAAGUCAUUUGCACCCGCUCACACUACACCUUUCUCCAACUUCCACGGCGAAUAUAACUGUCACCUCACUCACCCCUUCUCCUCCUUCGACGUCGCCUUUUGCUAAAAUUUCCCCGGAUGCUGAAGUCAUUGUGGCGCCGAAAGUUCGCCCGAAAUCGGGUAAAGCCAAUAGAGGAGAAAACCGAAGUACGACAAGCAACAGUCGUAAGAGUGUUGGUGGGAGGAGUAGCAGCAGCACAGUUAGACCUAAGAGUCGGGGCUCCGACUCUGAGGAGCCUGCAGUGUAUCUUAGAGGGGUGGACAGACAAUAUGCCACGGAGUGGUUUGAUGAGGAAGCCGCUAGUCAUGGCAAUGAUGGUCUGAAAGUAUGGGUGGACCGAGCUGUUCUCUCAACACACGAGCUCCGUGGAAAAGAGUAUGUGACUGUGUCUAUUGUACAGCCGGCAGGCUUGCAAGCUCCUGUCGAUCCGCAGCAACAGUUGCAGCAAAAGGAACAAGAAGCUGGAGAAGCUGGACGGCCAUCUACUAAGGUCGUGGCUCAAAUAUUGCCUUGGGAUGAUGCACCUGACACUAAGCACGUCGGUCUCUCAUCGGUUCUCUGUCAGUCCUUGAAUUGCUCAGGGAUAAUGGGAGGUAUCGUCCGCGUUGAAGCCGCACCUACCCAGCUAAAUCAUUCCUCUGUUCAGGGGGUCAAAAUAUAUCCUUUUAUAUCCGACGUUGGCAGAAAAAGAGAUGGUCUUAAAUUCGGUGGAGAAACUGCAGCAUCCCGAAGUGCUUUGUCUGAACGGAUUAAAUUUACCUUUGGAAGCCCUGGAUCAGACACCGGUCUUAUGUCCGGCCCUCUUACAGAUGGAAUGCUACUUCCGGCGGUAGAUAAUCAAUUCUCUGCUGGAGGGUUUGACGGUGGUAUUUUGCGUUUUCACCCACCUUUGAAAAGUCCAGAGUCUGCGGCUUUGUCUGGGUGGGUAUUGGGUUCAGAAAAGAAACUAAGUGUUGAUGUCCAGGCGGAUAUACCAAGACCGGUAGAUUCUACAAUUUCACAUACCCCUUCAGAUGAACAGAUACCUGCGUCACCACCAAACAUGGUUGGUAUUGAUUCACUUAUUGACCAAAGCAUGACAAACCUCUCGCGAGCCUCGUCAAUUUUGCUUACCGGGGGUCUCGGGUCUGGCAAGACCUCGCUAUGCCAUUUGCUAGCGAGUCGGCUACGAGAAGAACAUCUUUGUAACGUGUCUUACUUUCCCUGUCGGAAGCUGGUCACGGACGAGACUCGCGUCUCGACUAUCAAGGAGACACUGAAUCGACAAUUUAUGUCUGCAGCUUGGUCUGCUCGCCUUGGUGGAAGAGCUUUAGUGAUAUUGGACGACUUGGACAAACUCUGUCCCGUGGAGACGGAGCUCCAAGUGGGCGGAGAAAAUGGCCGUAGUCGCCAGGUCAGUGAGAUUAUAUGCUCUAUCGUCCGUCAGCACUGUACAACGACAUCUUCUGUGGUGUUCUUGGCCACGGCCCAAUCAAAGGAAUCUCUAAACAAUAUCAUUGUUGGCGGUCACGUUGUCCGAGAAAUUCUGAGCUUAAAGGCGCCGAAUAAGGAAGGCCGGCGGAAAGUGUUGGAAAAACUUACGAGUCGAGACAAAGAUGACAAAGUGCUCAAAACCAGCCAUCAUCGUAAUGAAAGCGGCUCAACCCAGGACUCUUGGCUGGAUCCCUCAAACCCUGGGAGCCGUCCUGGUUCUUCUGGGGCAGACGGCUUUGCUCUCGCACGAGACCUAGAUCUGCUAGAUCUGGCAGGAAAGACAGAUGGCUAUAUGCCGGGAGAUCUCACUCUAUUAGUGUCUCGAGCGAGGAAUGAAGCUCUGAUUCGAUCGGUGCAGGAUACGAGUACAGAGACGACAAAAAUAUCGCUGACAAUGAACGAUUUCGAAAGUGCAUUGAAAGGGUUUACGCCUGCAUCGCUUCGAAACGUGACGCUGACAUCCUCGUCCACUACAUUCUCGUCGAUCGGUGGACUACAUAACACCCGUCAGACUCUUUUAGAAACAUUGCAAUAUCCCACAAAAUAUGCGCCCAUUUUUUCGCAAUGUCCUCUCCGUUUACGAUCAGGAUUGUUGUUGUACGGGUUUCCCGGUUGCGGCAAGACAAUGCUUGCUAGUGCGGUGGCCGGUGAAUGCGGAUUAAAUUUUAUCAGUGUCAAGGGGCCUGAAAUUCUGAACAAGUAUAUCGGAGCAAGCGAGAAGAGCGUUCGUGAUCUUUUCGAGCGUGCUGAGGCAGCACGACCAUGUAUUUUAUUUUUUGAUGAGUUUGACAGCAUUGCCCCAAAGCGUGGCCAUGACUCAACUGGCGUCACUGAUCGAGUGGUCAACCAGUUGUUGACCCAAAUGGACGGUGCAGAGGGACUUUCAGGGGUGUAUGUGUUGGCGGCAACAUCAAGACCCGACUUGAUAGACCCAGCUUUACUCCGCCCUGGGCGUCUUGACAAGAGUCUUUUGUGCGAUAUGCCGUCGCAUGAUGAUCGCGUUGAUAUCAUUCGAGCCGUAAGUCAGAAACUCCAGCUGAGCGCAGAGGUCGCGUCUCGAAUAAAUGAGAUCGCUUCUCGCACAGAAGGAUAUUCUGGAGCAGACAUCCAAGCAGUUGUCUACAAUGCGCAUCUCGAGGCGAUCCACGAUCUUCUAGGUGAUCGCUCAACGUCGACAUCGGUGUCGACUAGUAAGAAGACCAUCAACGGCACACAUGUCAACGGGACAGAUACAUCGAGCAAAUCAUUCAUACAGUUUCUGUAUUCUGAACAAGAAACUAACGAGUCCAAUGCCACGGUCAGCACCAAACUCGACCCCCCGGCUGUCGUCGCCGCGAAGCUAGGUGCGUUGAAACAAGCUCGACGCCGUCAACGACAGGCCGAGCACGGCACUGUCGAGGAGCAGAAUCAUCAUCAGGCACAAGCCAACGGCACAGUGGCAGAUGAAGCCCGCGACGAAGUUAUAAUUGACUGGCAACACAUUGAGCGAUCGUUGUCAACGACUCGCUCUUCUCUUAGUGAUCGGGAGCGCGGCCGCUUAGAAGCUAUCUAUCGGGAAUUUGUGGUUGGGCGCAAUGGAGAGAUGCCUAACGGCGAGGGAGCAAGGGAAGUCGGUGGGAGGACGAGCUUGAUGUGA